AUGGAACAAACAGCGUCAUUUUCCUGCGUUUUCAUCUGUGUAAUCGUCUCCGUAUGUGCGGCGUCAGCGGCGUUGCUCGAGUUGUCCUCCAUUCCGUCCCUAGCGCCCCUCGAUGCGUCCCUUCAACGGAAGGUGAAAGGGAAGAUUUUCGAGGUCCAUUCAUACAAGCUCCGACCCACACGUAGCAGCGGAAAAGUGGUGGGAGACAAAGGAGCGACGGGGAAAAUGUGGUUGAAGGGACUCAAGACUGCCCAACAAGAAUUCUACUUCGUGAAUAAGCUUCGGUGA
Closterium sp. NIES-65 is the source of this 288-nucleotide messenger RNA. The record is from the annotation of a GenBank genome assembly. Lineage: Eukaryota; Viridiplantae; Streptophyta; Zygnematophyceae; Desmidiales; Closteriaceae.